Messenger RNA from Rotaria sp. Silwood2, 828 nucleotides. Lineage: Eukaryota; Metazoa; Rotifera; Eurotatoria; Philodinida; Philodinidae. The record is from the annotation of a GenBank genome assembly.
AUGUCAUCAUCCUUAACUUAUUUUAAUAAAGAUACUUUUCUUGAUGGUACAGGUCGAGGUAAAUUAUCUCGACAAGUUAAAUUUACAUUAAAAUCAAAUAUGGAAUCAUCAUGUCCACCAUCAUUAUCCAUUAUUAAAGAUAAAACUAAUAAAAAAAAAUCUCAUCAUACUCCUGAAAUAGUUUCUAUUGAUGUACCACUUCCAUUACCAGCUAAUCUGGAAUAUGUUAAACCUAUAUUUAUUCCAUGUGAACAAUUUCCAUCUAAUUAUAUAUCUUCAACAAGUUUAUCUAUAUUACAUUGGUCAAAAUAUCAUGGACGAAAUGUUUCAUUCUAUUUAAAAGAAAUUGGUUAUUUUUCAACAGCUGAUCGUUCAGAUGCAAAUCGUUGUCGAGAAGAUUUUCGUUAUUUAAAACAACUUAUUUAUGAUAUUAAUGAUAUAAGACAAUUAAAACAAUUGAAAAUCGAAUUUGAUCUUAAUAUUGGUUCAGCUUAUUUAAAUCCAACUGAACCAUCAACAUCACUUGACGCUUUACUUUGGUGGAUUAGUAGACAUAAAACAAGUUUAUUAGAUAAUAAAGGACGAUUUACAUUUGAUUUUGUUGCAUGGCGUGGAACAAUAAGAAAAAUUAUGUCAUCAUUAUUUAAUAAUGAAACUGAUUGGCGUAUUGGUGUUAUUCGUUAUCGUGGUGCUUAUUUUUUAUAUGUAUUUCAUACAGAAACAGAAUUAAAUAUAGAAUUUGGUCAAACACCUGUUGAAAGGCGAAUGUGUUAUUGGGGACAUAAAUUUGAAGAUUAUCUUUGUUCAGGUAUGUUAUGUGAAUAUUAG